GUUUGAACCGUUGCAUGAUUAACAUAUCAAAACUCCACAAUAUCAUUUUUGCGUGUGCGUGUAACCAAUAAAAUUGUGCAGUUAUAAGCUAAGGAAUAUAAGAGUGGUGGAAAAAAGAGGAAUCUGAAGUCUUAAGGUGUGUUUUUUCGAGCAGCAUUUUUUUGGUUGUUGGAACGUGGUCCUUCUGAGAAGAAUUUAUAACAAGAAAAAAAAACAACGUGAACAAAUUUUGCUAUCAAAAUCACAUAAUCCGGAACUGGAAUUGCGUCGUCGUCGUCGUCGUGGUCGAGAGAGUGAGGGUGAAUCGUAAGGGAAAGGAGUUGAGGGUUAAAAGUUGGAAAAUUGAUCGGAACGUGGAAGUCGAGAGGAAUUCAAGUGGCAAACUGUAAGACUGUCUGCAACCGUAAAGGCGCUUUGGCUGUGCACAUUGGUGGUGCUUAAAAAGUGUGGCAAAGAAUCCAAUGUUAAUUUAGUUCAAUUGUUUCGAGUAAAUUAUGUGAUACAGGCAUAUGAAGAUUGAAUACAUAAUAGUUUAAGUUGUGUGGGAAGUGAGUAAGUCAACUGAUUUGGAGUAAAAACCUUAUUUCCAUCAUAAUUGCAUGUUUUUAAAAAGUGGAGUAAUAUGUAAACAACGCAAAUGAAUAGAUCAAUUGCAAAAAGGAGGCAAGCAUAAAAGGUUUCUGUGGCGAAGAAAAGUGGGCUUAGCCUUCCUGAGAUAAAGUGGUGAUACAAAGAGUGUUACGCAAAGCACAACAGAGAAGAGAUAAUGUCGUCGAUUAGCAUGGUCGUGGGAGCAGUCUUGCUGCUGUGUAGUGCUGUGAUAAGUCCAGUGUAUGGAAUUUUCGACCGGUUGGUGGUCCAAACGAGCAGCGGACCAAUCCGGGGACGGUCAACGAUGGUGCAAGGUCGGGAGGUGCACGUGUUCAACGGGGUGCCGUUUGCGAAACCACCCGUCGAUGGACUACGCUUCCAGAAGCCUGUCCCGGCUGAACCAUGGCAUGGAGUGCUGGACGCCACAAGGUUACCUCCGUCAUGUAUUCAGGAGCGAUAUGAAUAUUUCCCGGGUUUUGCCGGCGAGGAAAUGUGGAAUCCCAACACAAACGUAUCGGAGGACUGUCUGUAUUUGAACAUUUGGGUACCAACGAAAACCCGUUUGCGCCACGGACGAGGACUAAACUUUGGAAACAACGACUACUUCCAGGACGAUGAUGACUUCCAGCGGCAGCACCAGUCCAAGGGCGGCCUCGCGAUGCUGGUCUGGAUCUACGGGGGUGGGUUUAUGAGCGGAACAUCAACGUUGGACGUUUACAACGCAGAAAUACUGGCGGCCGUUGGAAACGUAAUCGUGGCCUCGAUGCAGUACCGAGUGGGAGCAUUCGGUUUCUUCUACCUUUCGCCCUACUUGAACGGUCGUGAAGAGGAGGCUCCAGGCAACGUCGGACUUUGGGACCAAGCGUUGGCUAUCCGGUGGCUCAAGGAGAACGCCAAGGCCUUCGGCGGCGAUCCGGAUUUGAUCACACUGUUUGGCGAAUCGGCCGGGGGCAGUUCGGUCAGCUUGCAUCUGUUGUCCCCGGCAACGCGUGGGCUGUCCCACCGUGGCAUCUUGCAGUCCGGAACCCUGAACGCGCCCUGGAGCCACAUGACGGCGGAGAAGGCCCUAUCGGUGGCGGAAUCGCUCAUCGACGAUUGCAACUGCAACGUCACCCUGCUGAAGGACUCACCCGGCUCAGUGAUGCACUGCAUGCGAAACGUGGACGCAAAAACCAUCUCAGUCCAGCAGUGGAACUCUUACUCGGGCAUUUUGGGAUUCCCGUCGGCGCCAACAAUCGACGGCGUGUUCAUGACGGCCGACCCGAUGACCAUGCUGCGCGAGGCCAAUUUGGAGGGAAUCGACAUUUUGGUGGGAAGUAACCGUGACGAAGGCACAUACUUCCUGUUGUACGAUUUCAUCGAUUAUUUCGAGAAGGAUGCAGCCACGUCGUUGCCGAGGGAUAAGUUCUUGGAAAUAAUGAACACCAUUUUCAGCAAGGCGUCGGAACCUGAGCGUGAAGCGAUUAUAUUCCAGUACACUGGCUGGGAGAGUGGCAACGAUGGAUACCAAAAUCAGCAACAAGUUGGGCGAGCAGUCGGCGAUCACUUUUUCAUCUGUCCCACCAACGAGUUUGCGCUGGGUCUUACCGAGCAGGGUGCUUCGGUGCAUUAUUACUACUUCACGCAUCGCACGAGCACCUCUUUGUGGGGCGAAUGGAUGGGCGUUUUGCACGGCGAUGAGGUGGAGUACAUUUUUGGCCAGCCGAUGAACGCAACCCUGCAGUACCGACAACGAGAACGUGACCUUAGCCGGCGCAUGGUCCUUUCCGUGAGUGAAUUUGCGCGAUCCGGCAAUCCAGCGUUAGAGGGUGAACACUGGCCGUUGUACACCAAAGAGAAUCCUAUUUACUUCAUUUUCAACGCGGAAGGUGAGGACGAUCUGCGGGGAGAGAAAUACGGCCGGGGUCCGAUGGCUACGUCGUGCGCGUUCUGGAACGAUUUCUUGCCCCGACUUAGGGCAUGGUCAAUUCCACCAAAAUCUUCGUGUAAUCUGCUAGAACCGACGUCGGGAGCACACGUGCGCUACGUGGACAUUAAAGUGCUAACAGUGUUAUCGGUGUUAAUCGUGCUGAGAUUAUUCUAAACGCAUCCAAACGCCACGAAUCACACCUAUCUGACCCUUUCCCACCCUCCCCUCAAACACCGCUGAGCUAAAUAGAUAAUGUGUACAACAAACACCUCCCACCACCACCAGUAAACUAACUACCAGCAGCAACCAAAAUUACCCGAGAAGGAUGCCAGAGGAGAGCAGCAGCAGGUGAAGCAGAGCUUUACACGUGACCAUCCCACACACCCACUCGUAGGAUUAACUUUAGUACAAGGGACAUAGUAAUAUAAUCAAUUUUUUAGUAUUCUCAACACAUGAUGGAACACGGUGACGAGACCCUUAAUGAUAAGGCAAACAAGAAGGAUGAGAAAAAAGACACACACAAUUCGUGGCAAGGGCCAUUUUUCGCGAAGAAAAACUGCAAAUAAUUUACCGAUGUUGAUAUCGAGGUUUUGCUGACCUUAGAAUGCCGAGAUUGUUGUUUCGAAUGGAUGGAAGCGAUUGGUUUUCCGAUUGUGCGUAAGGAUGAGAUUUGGACGGAGAAAGUAUAUGAAGUGAAUGUUCCGAGCUUGACUGGUGAGGCGCGGGCGCUUUCCAUAAAAUAUUUUUUGUUCAAAAACAAAGAAACAGCAACACAACAGAAAACACACAUACACGUGGUACAGGCCACACCGAGUCCCCGUAACCUCACAGGAACAAAAAAAAAACAAUGUUUGUUAGAGAAGUAAGUAUGCAAAUCGCUAAAGUCACCAUUAACUGUUUGCAUGAUCAAAGGAAAUGUCGAAUCACGUGUUUUAUGAAAGUUUAAAAAUAGUGGAAGUAAGCUAACGUUCAGGAUUCAACGUUUAAAAAAAUUCUUGUUAGAUGUACUAUUGGUUCAAAUGCAUCAAGUGUUUUUUGUUUUAUUUUUGUUGAAAGAAUCUCAGUUUGAUAAGAGUCAUGUCAGCUGGACAUGCGUUAUUUUCUAUUUCUGCAGCAAUAUAGCAAUGAAUAGUUGUUUCAAUGUUUUAAGUGUUAUAGAAUAUAAAUAUGCGAUAUUGUGGAACCAUAGACAUAAAGAUAAAACUACACAUACAUAAUGCAUAUCAUACGUGUAAGGUAGUGUAUUACUGAUAACCGAAGCAAGUGUGAGGUAAAAUUCUUCAACAGUUACAAACGUAUCACCCUUGACUGACGUUGAUUUUGUUUCAGUUCGCAUAAGUGCAAAGAAAAUUAUUUGCAAUUAAGUAUGCAAACAUUCUCUGAACAAUAGCAAAAUGACAGAAAAAAAAACAAAAUGAGUAUUAUUCUGAAGGGUAUUAGUAUGUAAAAUUACACAACACAAGAUUUUCCAAAAGACCUAACCAGUAUGUCCUUUUUAUUUAGAAAAAAAAUCCUUCAAGGUGCAAACAAUGUGAAACAAAACAAAAAACAUAUCAAUGAGCAGGAAAAGUCGCAAACAUAUCAUUAUUAUUGAAAGAAAAAAGACAAAACGAACAAAACAUAUAAAUGGCCGCACGCUUUUUUGUGUGUCGUAAAUUUAAACGAGAGAACUAAUAUCGUAACACUUCGUGGAAGGUAGAAUGAUGAAAUAACCGUUUUGAAACGCCAUAACCCACCCUCCUUUUAUAUACAUACCAUUUUAUACACAAGUUUAAAAAGUAAAAGCCACAAACUGAUUUCACUAUCCUUCCACCAACUUGUAUGACAAAUAGAGGAUAACUUAUAUGAUAAACACAUUCUAGUAAUAAAAGGAGCUCUAACCAAAUAAAAGAAAAAGAUGGUGAAGAAAUAAAGUGCAUUCGUUGUUAGUUGUGCACGUUCCCCAAAGCAAAACUUAUGAUAAUAUUGGCAGGUUUUAGAUAAGCUGACACUUUAUAUGAAAAAAAAACAAAACUCAUCGAAACUUAUGAAUCUCAUCGUAUGUCUUAAAUCAAAAUAAAAUAUUAUUUUGAAAGUAUCGUUUUGCUUUGAUUGUAUGUUUUCUUUCACACCAAAAUAUUCAAUUUGAUCAAUAUUACCUUUGACUGAAAAGAAUAGCUCUAAAUUGUUAUUGUAGUUUGUUGAUUUUUUUCUAUUGUAGCAAAACCUCUGUUUUCGCAAUGCUUUAAUUUCCCUGAAUUUUCUAAAACAUUUCAUCAUAUUUGCAUAUUUGCAUGCAAAUUUAAAACAUGAUGCGACGAAUGUUUGACGGUCCUUGAAGCAAUAAAUUACAUAAUCUGUAUCGGAAAUGUGUUACUUGGAGAAGGGAAGCUAUACCGGAAUUUGUGUUACGUUAUAAUUGAACGAACCUUUGCUAUCUUAUUUUGGUUGUCGAGCUUAGGUAUGACUAGUAAACUACUCUUGAGGGAUUUACAUUUUUUUAAUCCACGAUGGCGUCCAAAAUGGCGGUGAUGAAAUAUUGAGAAAAUGUAUUUGGUAAUUCAAUGGGCAAUCAACCAUUAAAGUUGCACUAAAAUGGGGUCGUUGAACUUGAAUUUGAUGUUAAAAACAAGAAAACAAAGACUUCUUUUUUCAAUAUUUUGAUCAUGAGUCAAUUAUACGAAGUGCCAUACAAACCAUCGGAUAAUCGACACUUCGGGUAAACGAGACUUUGAACAAUCGAGUUUGGACUGUAUUCAGUAAUGUUUGAGAACUUGUCACUAAUAAAGUGCCAGCAGCUGGACACUUGGUUGCGGCUGAGGACAAAAACAAAGACCAGCAGAGCCAACCAAGACCCCUACACAAUCCCCCUUCUCUGCCUACGCCUUGUCUUUUAACCUCAAUCCCUUCCCCUAAUAACCCCGAGAAGGCCGCGGGUAAUCGGCUCCUAUACUCUUAGCUUUAAGUAAAAUGUAAUUACAAAAGCUGACUCGGUCCUAAUAAAAAUAAUUUUAUGAAAAAAAUCGACAAGAAAAUUGUUGACACUUUUUGAACAUUUAAUAUUCUAUUGGUAAGUAAACUAACCUUUUCCAAAAUAACUAGUUUUGGAAGGUGAGAUAGCAAUGAAUAUUAUUUGUUCUUUUUUGUUCUUGCAUGUUGGCAUGCAUGUCUUCUAUAAAAAAUAAUUUUGUCAAAAAAAACAGGAAAUGCAAAUAUAUUGUGAUGUUUUAGAGAAAUGCAUUCAAAACCUGAAGGUAAUGUAACUGCGUAAAACGAGGUUUGGCUGUUAGUGAUUGUAUGGUUAAGUAUAGUAUCGUUUUGUAAUAUCUAAGUAAAUGCUAACUGGUUAGAUUAGUGCCUAACUGCGGUAGACUGUGCAGAAGUAAAGGCGAUAGAUUGUGGAAUGCACUGUUCUCAAAACAAAUGUACAACAACAAAAAAGUAUCAAGUGUUUGCAAACAAACUGCAACAUAUCAAAUAAAAUAUAUAUAAAAAAAAUCAUUGUACGAAAUCUGUUCUGUGGGAAACAAUAUUAAAUUACACUCUAGUGAAGAAACAAAACCAAUAACUCUUGGAAAUAUUUAAAUGAAAACGCAAAUGUUAUUGAAGGCAAGACAAAAAAAACUGCAUUGUAUGGUAGAUUUGCUAACAGACACUUACAAAGCACACGCUUGCACUACAACUCACACUUCCUUAUUGGAUGCAUCCUCUAACUAAUCGCCCGUAUUAACUCAAUUUUGAAAAAAGCCAGCAAGUGGUUAAAAACACACAUAACAUGCAUAUUAAACAAGCCGAGCCUUUUCACUUGAUAGCAGAGUUUUCUAUUUAUUUAUCUAGCAAGAUUUAAUAGGACACACCUUUUUGUAAACACAUUGUAUACAAAAUAAAAAAUAGAAACAAUGCAAAUGCAGCAAAUAUUAUUCGUACAUACACACACAAUACACGUGGAUAUCUCUGUAGCCAGUAAGCAAAGCAUGUUUUUGAUAAAUCCAUAUUUGAACCAAAUUAACACAUCCAGCGACAAAUAUGCAAAAAGAAAAAAAAUAAGUGUAAAAAUAUAGGCAAAAUAAAGUACACGAAUAAUAAUCUAGUGCAUGUGCAUCUAUAGAUGAUCAGCUGGUCUGAUAAUACAAACAAACGUAGAAAUUACGCGCGGCAAAUGGACAAACGAACCCUUGCAAUGUACAUGGAGAAAGUUUUGAUGUGUAGGAAUGUGUCGAGCCGUUUACCGAUAUCAAUAAAAACAAACAAAUCUUAAGAAAUGUACCCAGAAACACACCAAACUCACUGAAGAUUCAAGAAAUUUUGGUUGGAAAGUUCUGUUAUGGAAUUGAUUGAAAAAUUAUAGCAUGAGCAUUUUAACAAGAGUAUAGUGUUUAUGAAGUUGUUUAUUAAACAUUUGCUUUUCAACUGAAUAGAUUUUAUUCGUGUCAUGCUAUUUCUGGACAAAGUUCAAUCAGUUGAAUUUGUUAAAAACAUGUACACCAAUUUGUUGAAGGUUAAAAACUUUACAUGCGCGUCAUAUGUGGCAUAUAGUACAUACAGUAAUUACCAAACUGGGUUGAGAACGUAGCUAAUCACCUAAUGCUACUCGCUAACUGGGCUGAAAGAAAAAUUACGAGUAGUCCACAGAUUCAAUAAUAUUUUCCUUAUAAAGUGUAAUUUAAAAAUAAAAGUUACUCAAAAUUAUUCACAAUGCUUACUUUACACAUUUCUUUAAUUGCGAUUUUAAAUUAAAUAAAAGUAAAAAAAGCUUUUUUAUUUAUUGAACACGAUUUUUGUAUCCAUUAACCCCUCGGUCAAUAAUGAAGAAAAAAAAAACCUCGGUCAUCUCGGUUCGUUUUUUUACGUUUGGGCUACGGCCCAGUUUUCGAGCGCUUAGUUACUGAACAAGUACUCUAUCACUGUGUACUACGAAGAAAGAAUUGUUCGAUGCCGGUGUGCUCUCUUGUACUAAGCUUGCUGGGGUUCCUAUUUAGAAAGUACAAGAUGCUACAUGGGCAUCGUGUGUAGAAGGUCUCCAGAAGACAUCAAUUGUUGUAAAUGCACGAAUGAAUUCGAGUUUGUUGGAAGUGUUGGGAUUAAGGAAUUGAGUGGAAAAAUCAUUAAUUUUUAUUUAUUAUUGCUUGCUUUAUUUGUUGUUAUCAAUCAAACCGCUUAACCACAGAUAAACAGAUGUAAAUCUGAUUAAAAAUCCAUCAAUCUUUUAUCCUCAUAAUUGCCUGCUUUGAUACAAAAAAAUUAACUGGAAUUAAGAAUUGAAAAUCCUCAUGCUCGAUAGUUUUGCCACAUAAAGGAGGUAUAAACCUAUGACAAACAAACAAAUAAACUCGCAAUGUUUGGCGUUUGGCUGUUUGCCAAAAUCGCAAUCUUGUGCGCGGCCAACUCGCAAACAUAGCAAAAUGUAUGCAAGCUGACUUUUAUGCUAAAAGAAAAAUGCAGGCAAACUGUCAAACUGUUGGAAAAUGCGAGUUUAUUUGUUUGUUUGUCAUAGUCUAAUAGCUGCUUAUUGUUCAGAUCAAUAUGAGCAACUUGAUUAAAAAAAACUGAUCAUUGCUAUAUUUGGUAAGAUGUUUUUUUUUGGGUUAUGUGGUGUAUUGUUCAUGUAGAAAUCACGAGAUUUUUUUUCUACAAAAUUGAUUUAUUUUACAUUGCAUCUGAUCAUAUUUCCAACACAUGGAUAAGGAUGCUGGCUGUUUGUACUGAGUGAGUAAAACAAUCAAAACUCAAUCCUACUUUGUUGAAUUAUUGAAAGCUCCAAUAGAAGUACACCCAAUCACCACAUGAUGGAAGAUGGAAAUAUACGGAAUGAACGCAGAAAACAAAUGUCAAUUUUAUGUAUUUAGAGUACUAGCUAUCGUUACAAUAAAUAGCAACUAAACUCAUCGAUGCAUGCACACACGUACACACUUUUAGAGCUGAUAUUUUGUAAAAUUGAUAUAAUACGACGCUUUAUUCAUAUGAAAGACUCUAUAUUGGAAGAAAAUUUGCUACCUAUACUAUUAGAAUGCCGUAGAGAAUUAGCAUAGUAGCGAGUAAUUAAUUUUAAAUUAAAAAAGGCAUAAAAGUGUAUUUGUGCAUGAUCUAGAAGCGAGCAAAGACAAAGCACAGAAUUUCUGCAUUAUAAACGCUCUGUUAUUUGAAACCUGUCAUAUUACUUUUUAACAAAAAGGAAACACAACGCACUCUUAGCCGAUUUCAGAUCGAAAUCUUUUUGUAAAAUGAGUCAGAGUGAUCGCUCCAGUAUUCGAACAAAAUAAACAAAAAACAAAAUGACGAAAGAUCCAUGGUAAACAUAUCUACUAAACGUGAUUAUAUUAUAGAACAAUCUGUGCAUAGCUCUUAGAGAAUAAUAAAGGAAAACAAUAUCAACACAAACAAAAACACAACGUAGAGGUCGAACAAUGUGCUAAGUAAGCUACACACACAACAAAAAUGGUUUUAAAGAACAACCGUAUAUAGAUCAAUAAGCCUGUUAAUGUGCUUUAUUCUCGGUAAAAUUUAAAACGCAUGACGUGUUUACACAUAACAUACAAUACUUUAUCAGUGCGAUCAUCAUUUGAAAAAAAAGUUAGAAUAAAGUAAUAAUACAUAACAAUGAUGCUUAUGAUGACUUUUACAAACACCUUAUAGGCUAUCCUUUUAGAAUCCUAGUUAUUAGUGGAAAACAACAUGAUGAGGGCAUUUGCAACAAAACAUAUUUAUACCAAAAAAAAGAAACUUGAGUUUAUGUGCAACUUGCCAAAUUUUAGCCUUUAUUUAUUUAGAAAAAAUGCAUUUCCAAAGGAAGAAAAGUUAAAAGACGAACACGGCACCUUUGUGUGAAAUCUAUGCUCAACAAGUCGACAACAAGAUCUUGGAAAUUAUCUCAUUAUUUUAUAUGCAUUUGAGAGUUUGUAGCGUAUGAAGCUAUGUCACACUAUUGUUCUUUUACACACAUACAAAACAUCACACAGACAUACACACUCACACAUGUGGCAUUGCAAAUAUUAUGUGUUCAAGAGGAAACCUCUAACCUGACACAGGAAGACAAGUUUCACCCAAGUAGGCUGUACAGUUUCGGUGCUUUCAUCCGUGAUGGAACAAAGGAAUUUCUUUUGAAAUCUAUUCGACAUUUUUUAAAUUACCAUUUGUUAGAUUAAAUAACAUUGGGAAAAUAAAUAUAUGCGUUCGCCUUCUUAUUGACAAAUUUGAUUGAUUGUCAAUAUUUUUGAAACAACAUUAUAAGUUUUUAUUUUUAUUUUCUUAGACGUCCGUGGUCUAAUUCAACGAUUCACAAAAGUGAAAACUAUCAGUUGCAAACAAAAGCUUUGUUCUUAUAUUUUUUUCUAUACGAUACAUGUUUACUGUUUUUUUUAGUAGGAGAUGACUAUGAUAUGAAAACGUUUCCAUUAUUUUGAAAGCAUUGUUACUUUUUUUAAAGAUACAAAUCAUACAUAUCUAGUGUAUACUAAAGCCACACUUACAAAUAAAAAAAUACGAUGCAAAAGACAAAUGCUUUUACUGUGGAAUUACACUGCACACAAUCAAACACACACACACAUAAACACAAUAGGGCAUCGGUGCUAGCCUGCCAUUCUAAACGUCGUUGGUUCGAACCCGAUCAGAGAGUAGAUUAAAAAUGCACGUGAUGAUUGCAACAUUGCUGAAGCGCUUAACCAACUCGAAGCGUUUCAGAAAUGAAAGUUAAUCGCGUUAGACUCGAACAGCGAUAUGCCAUGCAACGUGUCGCAUACUGUACUUCGAUGCGAAUUGCCUCUUCGCUUGAAACAGUUCCGUCACGCGACGCUUGACAUGCAACGCUUCCCUCAGGCGUGCAACCUUUGUUGCACACGGAGGCUUGCCCGUCGAACCAUCGAACGUGUUGAACGGAAAUAGUAAACUUAAAAAAAAAAAACAAAGAACGAUUGAUUUAUUGUAGGUAGGCACACCGCAGAGCCGUACUAUGUACUAGCAACUUCUAGCAGAUCUAUACAAAAAAAAACAAUGUUCUUUAGCCAGCACUUCUGUGUACAUCGCAUCGCGUUGAAGAUGUUUGAACAGAGGAAAAAAAAGUAAGUGGAAAAGCAACAAGAAACAAUGUUUGUACCCAAACACGUAUCAGAGACUAGGAAAAGAAUACAUAUCAACUAUAUAUUUAUACAUACGACAUAUGUAUUUUAUAGAAUAAAUUAUUUAAAUAAGAAGGUGCCGUUGCGAACGGAAAAAGUAUGAAGAGAAUAUUUUAUAAGGAAAUAACAGAGUAAAAAGGUAAACGAAAAUGUAACACAACAAAUAUAUAUAUUUAGAAAACAAAUAUGAAAAAAAAAAAACUUAAAUGCUACCCUCACAUCCAUAUUUUAUCAAAAACAAAACGAAAGCAGAAAAAACAAGAAAUGCAAAUAAAAACACACAGAAAAUGU
Molecule: messenger RNA, 10881 nt
Organism: Culex pipiens pallens (northern house mosquito)
Lineage: Eukaryota; Metazoa; Arthropoda; Insecta; Diptera; Culicidae
Product: acetylcholinesterase
Exons: 11
Coding region: 767-2674 (635 amino acids)
Biological process (GO): choline metabolic process; acetylcholine catabolic process in synaptic cleft
Cellular component (GO): plasma membrane
Molecular function (GO): acetylcholinesterase activity
Source: RefSeq, a predicted model, not a curated record